AUGAAGACCAAGGCUGCUGCUAAGUCAGAGUCUCGCCCCGUGGCGACACAAGACAGUGAUAGCAGUGAUGGAGGCCGCGAGGGCUCCAACCAAGAGAGCAGUGAGUAUGACGAUCAGAUUGAUGGUGCAUCAGGAGGGAAGAUCAAAUCCGACGACGAGAAGGAUGACACCUAUGAGGAGAGCAGCGAGUCCGACGACGACAGCGAUAUACCCUUUGAAGAACCUCGAACGAGGAAGAUAGCAGCGGAGAGGUGCAAAGACUCCGACACGAUCACAGCCGCCAAGACGCAGUGCAGCACAUGCUCCGGCCUCCACGCCCGGUGGCAUGAUCGGCGUAGCUAUCAGCCAUCCAAGCGCCGCGUUUACACCAACUCCAAUAUCGGAGAGCCCUCGUCGACGGACGGCGACCGCGAUGCCUCCAGCUCCUGA
Messenger RNA from Aspergillus mulundensis, 429 nucleotides. RefSeq lists its product as uncharacterized. NCBI's taxonomy places the organism in Eukaryota, Fungi, Ascomycota, Eurotiomycetes, Eurotiales, Aspergillaceae. The record is from RefSeq and is a predicted model, not a curated record. The coding region runs from base 1 to 429 and encodes 142 amino acids. The transcript is spliced from 2 exons.